UUAUCAUCAUAAAAUAUGUGUGGAUGCACAUAAAAAAGGUGAAGAAAUGGUGGGUAAAGUGUCUUCUUUUGAAUUUGGAAUGUAUAAGAUAGAGUCAAGCACAGUAAGUAAUAAGUUUUAUGUUGUGUCCCACAAUGAAAUUUGUGAUGAUAAUUGUCGAGCAGUUUAUUGUAACAAAUGUAAGGUAUGCAUACACAGGUAUACAUGUCAGUGCCCUGAGUACUUAGUGAAAACUGCAAUGUGUAAACAUAUACAUGCUGGUGCCACAUUUGAGCAGAGAAGCGAGUCUGUUUCAGGUUCAAUUGAUAGCCAGGAAGAUAAUAAUUUGUACCUUGAACAGCCAGCAAGUACAUCUCAAUACAAUAAUGAAUUGGACCAUUUUAUUCAAGAGAGGGAAGUCAAUGAUGAUUUAUAUGUAGAUAAUGAAAGAAGACGUGAGAUUAUUUUGCAAGAAAUGUGCAACGAUAUCCGUAGUUAUGGCAGUAAUUUAAAUAAUAACGAGUUUGAACAGUUUGUAGUUAGAUUUGCAGAUUUUAAAAGUUUGAGCCACAAGCAAUAUUGA
Sitophilus oryzae (rice weevil) is the source of this 562-nucleotide messenger RNA. RefSeq lists its product as uncharacterized. The transcript is spliced from 2 exons. NCBI's taxonomy places the organism in Eukaryota, Metazoa, Arthropoda, Insecta, Coleoptera, Curculionidae. Gene Ontology annotation, molecular function: zinc ion binding. Bases 47 to 562 code for a protein of 171 amino acids. The record is from RefSeq and is a predicted model, not a curated record.